Molecule: messenger RNA, 2166 nt
Organism: Stegodyphus dumicola
Lineage: Eukaryota; Metazoa; Arthropoda; Arachnida; Araneae; Eresidae
Product: phosphatidylinositol 4-kinase type 2-beta-like
Biological process (GO): endosome organization; phosphatidylinositol phosphate biosynthetic process; Golgi organization
Cellular component (GO): lysosomal membrane; plasma membrane; trans-Golgi network
Molecular function (GO): 1-phosphatidylinositol 4-kinase activity
Source: RefSeq, a predicted model, not a curated record
AGAGAUUAUGUCUGUGGAUAGUAUCACGUUUACUCUCAUGUGUGUUGAUAAGUUGACUUGUCACAGCUGAUGUAUGUGUCACUUGCAUAUAAGCUGAGAAGGGUGGCUAAUGUCAACCAAUGAACUUCCUUUAACUACAUUUUCUACCCCUUAUAUAUCUAUUGUUAUAAAUAAGGAAGAACCACAUUCUGAACUCCCGAAUGUGACAUUCGUACCUGUUUUACCUGUCACAAAUCUCGCGUCUAAUACGCGUGAAAAUCAGCCGCUCCUUCAAAGAAUGGAGUCAGAUUCAGUUUGUAAUUUCAAUAAUUUUCCUGAUGAUCCACAAUUUACGAGCAUAAUCAGGGAUGCGGAAUUUGCAAUUGCAAAUGACGUUUUACCAGAGAGAAUUUAUCAAGGUUCUAGCGGAAGUUACUUCGUUAAGAAUAUGGAUGGCGUGAAAAUCGGAGUUUUCAAGCCAAAGGAUGAAGAACCAUAUGGACGUUUAAAUCCUAAGUGGACUAAAUGGAUGCAUAAACUAUGUUGUCCGUGUUGUUUUGGAAGAAGCUGUUUAGUUCCUAAUCAGGGCUCCUUGUCUGAAGCUGGAGCAUCACUGGUUGAUCAGAAGUUACAGUUGAAUAUUGUGCCAAAAACAAAGGUUGUUUACUUGACCAGUGAAACAUUUAACUAUUCUGCAUUAGAUAGAGCAAAAUCAAGAACUAAGAAGAAUAUGGUGCAACGCUUUCCUAGAUUUCCUCUGCAUUUCAACAGAAUCGAUCUUCCUCCAAAGGUUGGUUCUUUUCAACUGUUUGUUGAUGGAUAUAAAGAUGCUGAUUAUUGGCUUAAAAAAUUUGAAUCAGAUCCCUUACCAGAAGAUUUGCAAAGACAGUUUCAACUACAAUUUGAGCGACUGGUUGUUUUGGACUAUAUUAUUAGAAAUACAGAUCGUGGAAAUGAUAACUGGUUGAUUAAGUAUGAGAAACCUGAUUCUUCAUCUCUAGAUGGUCUAACUGAAUGGAAGGGCGAGGUGAAAUUGGCGGCUAUUGAUAAUGGCUUAGCUUUCCCAUUUAAACAUCCAGAUUCCUGGCGAGCUUAUCCAUAUUAUUGGGCUUGGCUUCCUAUUGCUAAAAUACCUUUUUCUUCUGAAACCUGUGAUCUUGUUUUGCCACAGCUUUCUGAUAUGAACUUUGUUCAAGAUCUUUGUGAUGAUUUACAUGAUUUAUUCCAAGCUGAUAGAGGAUUUGACCGCAAUGUUUUUGAAAAGCAAAUGUCUGUCAUGAGGGGGCAAAUUUUAAAUCUGACUCAAGCUUUAAAGGAUGGGAAAUCUCCAGUUCAGUUAGUUCAAAUGACGGCUGUCAUUGUUGAAAGAAGUAAAAGUGGAGUCAGAGGGAGAAUUCGUGCCAUUAAUGACAGCUUCACUCAGACAUUUCCAAAUAAAGCACCAUUUUUUAGUUGGUGCUGAAUUGCUUUUUUUGAAAGUAUCUUGCCUUUGAGAAUUAUUUUUAGUAAAUCUGGCAAGAUUUAAGUGCAUUUGUUUUAACUAAAUGUUUAACUGUCAUAUAAUAUCAAUGAAAUCUACUCAGUAAUACGAAUAAAAUACUAAUCUGUAGUAUUUUGGCAAAUUCAGCUCUCAUAAAUUUAUUUGAAGUACUGAUUUUUAAAAUGAUAUGACUUAGUUUUCCUGUUUUAUGUAUAUUCUACCACUGUGCAUCUUCGUUAUAUUGAAAAUAGUAGUUUCUAAAGAUUUAAGGUUUUGAAUUAACCUGAGAUUGAAAAUAUUUCAAGGUAUAUAAAAUUUAAAUAUUUUCAAGUGUUUUAUUUUACCAGUGUUAUACAUAUAUAGGUUAGAUAAAAAAUAUGAAAGCAAACUUCUAAAUUUAAUUCACUAUAACCUCUUUUAUUUUCUUUUUCAUUUGGGAACUUCAUCUAUCUGUCCUAAAAAUAGCACUUAAGUCUAAACUACGUCAUUCAAAUUAAUCAUGCAAUCUUACGUGACCCUUAAUGCAGAUGCCUCUUGGCCAGUCAUCAAAUUGCAGACUAAAACUUGUCUCUUUGCUUGCUUGCAUCUUGCAUAACUACGCACUUCAGUUUUGCUCUCUACUUUGCUAAGAUGUAAUUUUGCUGUCUUGCUUUCUAUUUCAACAAUAUCAAAAAUGUAAAUAUUCUGUGGAAAGGCACAACUAGAGU